GGGUAUUUGUCUCGAGCGAAUAAGUUCGUAUACUACCCUACAAUGUUCCCGAAAAUGUCUUUCGUUUUGGUGAGUACAAAUUGUUCCAUUCUUGCUUUUAGCCGCUGACUCUAUGAUCAAUAACUUACCACAUUGGACUCUCCCAAACAUUGAACUCUCUUAGUUUUUGAUUCAAGUUUAAGCCAUUGCAAUCAUAACUGGCAGGCUUGUCCUUAUUAGCUUUGUAGUGUGUCCCCUUAUCGUUUGAGGUAGACUAGUCGGCCUUAUAGUUUAUAAUAACUGACUUGGGUUUAUUUGUGUUUAAUUUUCUAGUUUCUUCUUAGCUGAAUCGUCUGUAACGUUUAUAGUAAUGCUCAAUAAGUCAGUCUGCUUCUCUCAAAUUGCCGCAAAUGCUAAUCAUUAACAGUAAUCGUUCAAUUUGCCCUAAUUGUAUCUUUCAGUUGUUGCAACAAAUUAAGUGAAUUCUAACGCCAAAAGCCUGUCUUUCAAGCAAUUAAAAAUUGAUAGACAGGAAUGUGGCGGACUUUUUAGAUAUGCUUCCAUUCUAUGUUUUUGAAUUGUGCCUUUGUUCUUCAGGGCUUGUGGCUUGUAUGUGUUUUCUUUGCCAAUCUCCCAAUGGCCUCCAGCAUUCAGUGUUACGUAUGCACAGAUUAUCCAGGCUCGAGCAAUCCUUGUAACGGAAGCGCCUCCGUGAUCCAGUGUGAAUCGUACUUCAAUUCUUGCUCGUCAGUAACAAUCACACUCGAGUAUUCUGGCAAUGACUAUACAUCAACUGCAAAGUACUGUUCCUCCGCUCAGUACAGCUGCGAUCCUUCCAUUCAGUGUGAUCAAAUUAACAGUUCUGUGGUAUCCGGUGGUGGAAGUAUGAAGCAAUGUAACUUCUCCUGUUGCCACAGCGACCUGUGUAAUGGCGGAGGCUCACCGCCCGCACCCGGACCAAAUCCUCAGAGUCGGUUAAAGUACUACAUCGAAACCUUCCGUGCCCUACUUAAUCAGAUGGAAUAUGUUGUGGACAACGAUCUUGGCGACCAUUUUUCUAGAUCUGCGAGGGAAUACAAAGGACGUGUUAAAAGAGCCCUGAACGACAUCUAUGCAGCACUAAAGAAUGAAGAACAACAGAAACGUAACGCCAUCAUCGAUGAACUGAAAAGGAACGCCGCGGACUUCACGAAGGAACUGGAAACCAAGGGGGGUCAAUCCAAGAAACGAGCUACAUUUUCUCGGUGACAAAAGAAACGCGAAGCCAAGAGUGACCAGCUAAUGAGUAAGGCGAUGAAAACCAUUCAGGAAAGCUUGGCAAGGCUGAUACCUCAAAAACGCUGAAUAAGAACACUUUUCUCAUGGACAGGACGUACAGGAAAUACCGGAACACAAUCUGUAGAUGUUAGCACCAAAACAGGAAGGAAUUGAUGUUUCGACACAAUUAAACCUUCAUUAGAUCGGGAAUUUAGAAACAUUAGUUGAUGAAUAAAAGAGAGUGGGACGACU
Messenger RNA from Orbicella faveolata, 1488 nucleotides. RefSeq lists its product as uncharacterized. NCBI's taxonomy places the organism in Eukaryota, Metazoa, Cnidaria, Anthozoa, Scleractinia, Merulinidae. The record is from RefSeq and is a predicted model, not a curated record.